Messenger RNA from Pygocentrus nattereri (red-bellied piranha), 2265 nucleotides. RefSeq names its product selectin P ligand (gene selplg). Lineage: Eukaryota; Metazoa; Chordata; Actinopteri; Characiformes; Serrasalmidae. The transcript has 2 exons. The record is from RefSeq and is a predicted model, not a curated record. Bases 139 to 1080 code for a protein of 313 amino acids. Gene Ontology annotation, biological process: hemopoiesis; leukocyte tethering or rolling. Gene Ontology annotation, cellular component: plasma membrane.
GUUUGAAACCUCAGAAUGGUCUGACGCUGAGACAACUUCCUGAACUUAAAUUUAAACGGUGAAAGGGUUUUGACGCAGUUCAAGCUGUUCGAAAGAAGUGCCUGCAGCUUCGGUUCGGCACUAAGACAUUCAGAGUCCAUGAUGGCCAUGACUAACAGACCUGUGCUAAGGCUACUUCUUAUUUUACUACUGGCCAUGAGCAGCCUGGUCUCUUCUAGCGGGGAUGAACAUCAACUUUCGACCUCCACACAGUCAAAUGACAGGGGAACCACCCCCAGAACCGACCCUGAAAUUCAAUCUACCAGAGUUCCCAAGGUCCAUGUAACCCAGACUCCAGAGGGGAAUGAAGAGAACUUUGGUACAAAUGUUUCAACAGCUCCUCAUACUUCAGAAAUGACCAACAGUCAAAGUUCAAAGGGAAAUGAAACUUCUGAAGGCUUCCAUUCCAGUGAAAGAACAGAGCCCAACACCACCAAGCUGGCAGGUACUGAAAGUCCGGCCGGUAACAAAAGCUCUGAUCAGACUGAGUCUCCUGUGAGAAAUAGCAGCCUUGGCCCCACAUCAUUAUCAGGAAGUUCUGCUCGUACAGUGGAGCCCAGAGUGGUAACCAACAAACAGGCCACGCAUUCAGUUGUUAUUGUAACGACCACAAGUAGAUCCUCCACGAUGAGAACUGUUUCUCCUUCUACCAUCAAGAAACAAACACCAACCAAGGGCACAACCGCCAGCAGUGAAGUCAUAAAUGAUCAUAUUUGUCCCACCGAAGCUUCAAAAACAGAAGGCCUUGUAGGCCGUUGCCUCAUCGCCAUUGCCUUGCUGGCUGCCCUGGUGACCAUCUUCAUCAUGUCCACUGUCAUUUUAGCUACGAAGCUGGCAGCCAGCAGAUACAGGAACAGGGAGGGUCUCCUCCAGGAGACGGAGAUGGUCUGCAUAUCUGCCCUCAUGAAUGACACAGAACAUCCCAUUCCCAAGCCGAGACACCCCAAAAGCAAUGGUGCCUUGAUCCCUAACACUGAGGACGAAGAUGGGGAUGAUCUCACCCUAAACAGCUUCCUGCCUGACACAGAAGUUGUUGCGUAGAGGUUGCCACUGGUGUUUUCUGUUUCAGGAUUCUGUCCGUAGUUUGAUAAAAGGACAUGAUUUUCCUCUUAACCCAAACACAAUUCGAUCAGCCCAGACAGGUUUGUUGUCUGAAGUUUGCUUCUUCUUUCUAACAAGUAAAGGAAGUUUAUACCUGAAGGAUGUUCUUAUAUUCAAGGACAACUCUGUUGGAGCUAGUUUUACCUGGGGAGGUGUGUUUGAGAUUGCUUAACAGCCUGAUGUGAUUUGACAUAAGUAAUGUUUGUUAUGCAGUGUGUGCAGUGCUAAUUUAUCAGGUAUAAGCUUCCAUGACUUGUUAGCCACAUUGCAACUCAUUAGCCAUUUGCUUGUUUCAGGAAUUAUUUUGUCUACAGGCUGAAUAAUCUUAGUUAUCCCACAGUGAGAAAUAUUGAGACUUAAGGUGGUUUUGUUUGCCAAGAUAUCAUUUUUUGAAGUGUGCAAAACUAAAGUUGCACUCCAAACAAGUCUUGGUUAAUUGCAUUGCGUGUUUGGGCUAAGGGGAAAACUGAGUAAAUUAGGUUUUUCCACCAAACUAUCAAUAUGAUUCUGUUUGUAAAAACCUGCAAAAUGAGGGUUUGGGUCUCUGGGAAUAGGGAACCCCUGGACACUAUUGCAGGUCCUUGAUAAUCCCAUCACUCAAGACAGUGCCUGAUUGAAUGUGGAAGAUGUAAACCUGCCCAAAGGAGUCUUUGGACCCUCAAACCCUCAAACUCAGUGCUUCUCAGAAAUGCUUCACCCAUAUUGCAACAAUUCCAAAACGUCUACUGAGCAGUGCAAAGCCAAAAGCUAAAAUGUGUUUGAGCACCAGAAGAUCCGAAACUGUGCUUCAUCUACUUUUUACUCAUUUCCUUUUCACCGGUUCAUCUGACUCGUUGAUUCCUUUCCAGAACGCUUAGAAAGGCUUCGGCCCACAUGCGACUGUUGGGUAGUGUCAGCCACAGGAAGCAUCUGAGAGCAUGCUGUACUGAUGAGAGGAAGAGGAAGUUGUUUUCUUUAAAUAAUAUUUAGUGCAUUUUUGUGUAUGAAGUGAAAACCUGCCUAGCAACUGUUACCAUGAACUGUCCUGUUCUGCUCAGAAGCCUGACCAGAUUAGAAUGUCUUAAUAAUACUGUACUGUGACAUAAUAUACUUCUUAAAUACACAUUUUAUGCCUUAAUGAAUUUA